AAAAAUGGCGGAUCUUGGCACUGCAGACCCACAAUCUCAGCUCAUACCAAACCUCCCAGACGACGUAGCAUUACAGUGCUUAGCCAGAGUCCCACGUUCCCAUCACCGUAUUCUCUCUCUCGUCUCCAAAUCCUGGCGCUACACCCUUAGCUCAACUGCACUCUACGCCACCCGGUCAAUUCUCCGUACUACCGAAACUUUCCUGUACCUCAACCUCCGCAUAAACUCCACUUUCCACUGGUACACUCUCUUCCAAAACCCUAACCCACAAAAACCGAGAAAGCUUUUUCCCCUUUCUUCAAUACCCUGUAAGCCCAUUGGAUCGGCUUAUGCAGUUUUGGGCCCGAAGAUUUAUGUGAUUGGUGGGUCCAUUGGUGAAAUCCCUUCGAAUAAUGUGUGGGUUUUCGAUUGUAGGUUUAAUUGUUGGGAAAUGGGGCCAAGAAUGAGGAUUGGUAGGGAGUUUGCUGCGGCUGGGGUUGUGAAUGGGAAGAUUUAUGUAAUGGGUGGGUGUGUUGUAGAUAAUUGGGCUAGGUCGAUGAAUUGGGCUGAAUUUUUUGAUCCAUUAACGGGGUUAUGGGCUGCGUUGCCGAGUCCAAUUGAGGUCAGAGAUAAGUGGAUGCAUGCUAGUGCAGUGGUGGGUGAUAGGGUUUAUGCGAUGGCGGAUAGGGGAGGGGUGGUGUACAAUGCUGGGGGUGGGGAGUGGGGGAGUGUAACAAAAAGGCUUGAUUUGGGGUGGAGGGGACGGGCUGCGGUGGUGGGAGGAGUGUUGUAUUGUUAUGAUUAUUUGGGUAAGAUUAGAGGGUAUGAUGUGAAGGAAGAUGUGUGGAAGGAAUUGAAAGGGGUGGAGAAGGGGUUGCCUAGGUUCUUGUGUGGCGCGACAAUGGUGAAUUUCGAUGAGAGGUUGUGUGUUGCGUGGGAAGGCAAGAGGAACGGCAAGGAGGUUGACAUUAUGUGCGCAGAGAUUGAAGUUUGGAAGGACAAGGACGGAGGGUUGAGUGGGAACAUCUUGUGGUCGGAUGUGGUUCUUGUUGUUCCUAAUGGUGCUUCAAUUGUGCAUUGCUUUGCAGUUGACUUGUGAUGUUUACUUCAGACAAGGUGCUGGCCAUGCAUGAGAUGAGCUUUCUUUUCACAUGUUGCUUGUUUGGGUCUCAUCAGAAUGGCGAGGUUUUGUCUCUGAGAGUUCGACAUAUAACUGCAGAAUUUAGAUACCGGUAGGGAAUCUCAAAGUCCAAACUCUCAAGAAUCAAUAUAUCCAAAUUGAAUGUUCCACAGGCCAAUUUCCAGAUAAAGGAAAGGCUGCUUCUGGUUCAACUUUCAGUGCCAGACUGGGCCACUUGUAGAAUGUGAGUUUGUGUUUCGAACAGAUUUCUGGAAAGCUUCUGCUUGAUUUCUUGGAAAAAAUCUAGUGUUACUAAGUUAUGAGCAAAAGUAAUUGUCAGCGAUGUAGAAAGUCUGCUUUGUAGUUUGUACACAGCUAAUUACCUACUAGUUCAUGAACCAAUGAGUUGUAACUUCGAAGAAGCAAAAUUUUUGUAAUUUAUCUUUCAGUAAUUUUCAAUUUUUAUCGGCUAGCUCUAAGUUGGUCAUAAAAUAAUUUAUCAGAAAACAGAAUUUUCCAUCUA
This is a messenger RNA of Nicotiana tabacum (common tobacco), 1622 nucleotides long. RefSeq names its product F-box/kelch-repeat protein SKIP6. The record is from RefSeq and is a predicted model, not a curated record. Gene Ontology annotation, molecular function: protein binding. Lineage: Eukaryota; Viridiplantae; Streptophyta; Magnoliopsida; Solanales; Solanaceae.